Messenger RNA from Zerene cesonia (dogface butterfly), 1813 nucleotides. RefSeq names its product DCN1-like protein 3 (gene SCCRO3). Gene Ontology annotation, cellular component: ubiquitin ligase complex. Gene Ontology annotation, molecular function: cullin family protein binding; ubiquitin conjugating enzyme binding; ubiquitin-like protein binding. Gene Ontology annotation, biological process: protein neddylation; positive regulation of ubiquitin-protein transferase activity. The record is from RefSeq and is a predicted model, not a curated record. The transcript is spliced from 3 exons. The coding region runs from base 455 to 1426 and encodes 323 amino acids. Lineage: Eukaryota; Metazoa; Arthropoda; Insecta; Lepidoptera; Pieridae.
UGUCAAUUGGUUGUCAAAAUGUGACAUUUAAAUUUUAACAAAGUGAAAUAUCCUCUUGAUAUCCUCUAUCCUGUUUUGAUUUCUGUAGGAUAUUCCAUCUGAGGGGAUAUCUGAAAUUUUGUUUCUUUAAGCAUUUUUAAAAAGCUAUGAAGUUUUGGUCUAUGUGACAUUGCAUCCCUUGCAUCAAUAUAAAAUAAUAAAAUAGAAAAACAAAUAUGCAAAGACUAGUUAUGUCCGAUAAAAAUAAAUUGUUUAGGAUCUGACCUCUGCUGCAAUUUAUUUCGUGAUUUCUGAAGAUGACUUGUGUGAAGAAUUAUUUAGAAACACCAUUUAUUAAAAGAAUUUUUUUUCAUUAUGUUGCAUAGUGGUGGUGUAAAAAGAGAUAAAAAUAUAUCUGGUACAGUUUACACGAGUAUUUCUAUGAGAUUUUCAAAGAAUAUAUAUAUUAUAUCAAAUGGGCCAUUGUCUUAGCUGCUUCGAUAACCAAACAAAUGCUGAUGUCGUGACAUCACCUAAUAGGAAAAACGAUGAGAUAACAGAAAUUAUCACAAUAAAUCAAGUCCCCAAUGCUGUAAUAUCUGACUAUCCACAAGAGGAACCUUUGCUACAUAAUAAUGAUAAUAACAUAAAUUCAUAUAGACAAAGUAGUGAAAACGCUAAUGUAAUACCUACAGUAAUUGAAAAUUCUGAUCUAUCUAGUAUACACAAAUUUCAUGGAAAUUCAGAAAAGACAAAAGCAAAAAAAUUGCCUUCCAUUUCUCGAACAAUGUCAUCACUGGGAUCAAAUGAUUUUCAUGUUUCAGAAAUUAAAAUUAAUCACUUAUUUGACCAAUACAAAGAUUCAUUAGAGGAUGCUAUCUUAGCCGAAGGUAUAGAAAACCUAUGUAAUGAUUUACAGUUAAACCCAGAUGAUUUUAAAGUUCUAGUUCUAGCCUGGAAGCUUAAUGCUAGUCAAAUGUGUCGAUUUACACGGCUGGAAUUUAUACAAGGUCUCCAAAGCAUGAAUACUGACUCGGUGAAAGGCAUACAGCAGAAAUUAUGUAAUAUAACAAAUGAUUUGAAAAAUGACACUGAACAGUUUAAGGAUUUAUAUAGAUUUACAUUUAAAUUUGGUCUCGAUGUCAGUACUGGUCAAAGGAUUCUUCCUUCCGAUAUAGCUAUUCUUCUAUGGCGCCUAGUCUUUACAAACAAUCAACCCCCAAUCUUAGAUAAAUGGUUAAGCUAUUUAGAAAAAAAUCCACACAUACGAGGCAUACCAAAAGACACUUGGUAUAUGUUUUUGAACUUUUGUGAAUUUGUGGGAGAUGAUCUCAGUAGCUAUGAUGAUACAGAGGCUUGGCCUAGCCUAUUUGAUGAUUUUGUGGAAUAUGAAAAUGAUCAGAUGAAUCAAAAUAUUUCAAAAAAUAAUAUGAUUAUCCAGGACUGAAAUUCCUAUAAUUGCCAAAUUUUAGGUAUAGUAGGUACUUAAACAUAUUGAGACUGAUGAUAACAUGUGCAUCAAGAAUGUGCAAGGAACUAAAUAUUUUGUAUUCAUCAAAUAGACAAUGUAAAGAUGCUGAUUUCAGACAUUUAAUUAUGCUGUAAAUAAUAUACCUUGUAAAACAUAUUAUUAAAAACUUAGCUUUAUUUUAAAAUUAAACACAACAUUCCAUAUCUGGAAUUAGCCCAAAUUUGUAAAUAGUUUACCAAUAUAACUGCUUUUAUGCGCAAACAACUAUUUAAAAAUGUAUAUAUUAUUAUGUAUGAUAUUUCAUUUUAUUUCAUCACCAAACCAACUACAAAACAAUGCCUGAUUUGCAUAAUAGAAAUUAUU